Molecule: messenger RNA, 2728 nt
Organism: Sesamum indicum (sesame)
Lineage: Eukaryota; Viridiplantae; Streptophyta; Magnoliopsida; Lamiales; Pedaliaceae
Biological process (GO): proteolysis
Cellular component (GO): cytosol
Molecular function (GO): serine-type endopeptidase activity; oligopeptidase activity
Source: RefSeq, a predicted model, not a curated record
UCCUCAUGAAAAUGUGCUCAUGCCGUCGCCACACGCUCGCCAUUCCCUCCUCACUACGCUAGAUUCUUUCCCCUCGAUGGCCGGGUUAUAUUUCCCCGCGCCAUGGGAACUGUCUGCCAUCUUUCUUUUCGGAGGCAUCUGCACAAGCACAAGCGACUGUGACGAAGUUUCUCUGGUUCUCGCUUUCUCUCGAGUUCUUUGUCCACAUUUCCACCGAUGGGUUCGCUAUCGGCCUUUGAUGAGCGUCUGCAGUAUCCCACGCCUCGUCGGGAUGAGUCUGUGGUUGAUAGUUAUCAUGGUGUUAUGGUCCCGGACCCUUAUAGAUGGCUUGAGGAUCCCGAUUCCGCGGAGACGAAAGAGUUUGUUGAAAAGCAGAUGAAACUGACAGAUUCUGUGCUUAAAACCUGUGAAACAAGAGAAAGGCUCCGUGAAAAGCUCACCGAAUUGUAUGAUUUCCCGAAAUAUAGUGCUCCAUCUAGAGCUGGGGGCAAGUACUUUUUCUUCCAUAACACGGGUCUACAACCUCAAAGGGUUCUAUAUGUUCAGGAUAGCUUGGACGGAAAACCUGAGGUUUUGCUUGAUCCAAACACAUUAAGUGACGAUGGUACUGUGGCGUUGACUGCAUAUGCAGUUAGCGAGGAUGCAAGGUACUUGGCAUAUGGCAUUAGUUCUAGUGGAAGCGAUUGGAUUACCAUUAAAGUUAUGCGGAUUGAGGACAAGUGCAUCGAGCCUGACACCAUUUCAUGGGUUAAGUUUUCUACUAUUAGUUGGACACAUGACAGCAAAGGAUUUUUCUACAGCCGUUAUCCAGCUCCAGAGAAUGGAAAGAAGUUGGAUGCUGGCACAGAAACAAAUGCCAAUCUACACCAUGAACUGUAUUAUCACUUUUUGGGUACUGCUCAGUCUGAAGACAUAUUAUGUUGGAGUGAUCCAGACAAUCCGAAACAUACACGUUCAGCCAAAGUCACUGAUGACGGGAAGUAUGUUCUUCUGUAUACAUAUGAAAAUUGUGAUCCUGUCAACAAGAUUUAUCACUGCGACAUAUCAGUGCUCCCUAGAGGACUUGAGGGUUACAAAGGCACAAAGGAAUUGCUUCCUUUUGUCAAGCUUGUUGACACAUUUGAUGCUUUAUAUCAGUAUAUUGCAAAUGAUGAUGCAAUUUUCACAUUCCUUACUAAUAAGGAUGCUCCAAGAAACAAACUAGUCCGAGUUGAUCUGAAAGAACCUACUUUUUGGAAUGAAGUACUUCGUGAAGAUAAAAAGGACGUGCUUGAAUCUGCUGUGGCAGCAAAUGGAAAUCAAAUUGUAGUGAAUUAUUUGAGUGAUGUGAAAAAUGUUUUGCAGUUAAGGGACUUGGAAACAGGUGCUCUUGUGCACCAUUUACCACUUGAUAUUGGAACAGUAACUGAGAUUUCUUCUCGACGCAAAGAGAGCAUGAUCUUUAUUGGAUUUACAAGCUUCCUCAUCCCUGGCAUUAUAUAUAAGUGCAACCUGGAAGCUGAGACCCCAGAUAUGAGAAUAUUCCGAGAGAUUGAUGUCCCUGGCUUUGACCGGACUGAGUUCAAUGUCAAUCAGGCAUUUGUGCCCAGUAAAGAUGGUACUAAAAUUCCAAUGUUUAUUGUGGCUAGAAAGGGCAUUUCUCUGGAUGGUUCACACCCCUGUUUACUAUAUGGAUAUGGAGGAUUUAAUGUCAGUAUUACUCCAUAUUUUUCUGUUAGCCGUAUUUUGAUUGCAAAGCAUUUAGAUGUCAUCUUUUGCAUUGCAAACAUUCGUGGAGGAGGAGAGUAUGGGGAAGAAUGGCAUAAAGGCGGUGCCCUUUCAAGGAAGCAGAAUUGUUUUGACGACUUCAUAUCAGCUGCAGAGUAUCUUGUCUCUGCUGGUUACACGCAAGCAAGGAAGUUAUGUAUUGAAGGUGGAAGCAAUGGAGGGCUUCUCAUCGGGGCUUGUAUUAAUCAGAGACCUGAUCUUUUUGGCUGCGCUCUUGCUCAUGUUGGUGUCAUGGACAUGCUACGGUUUCACAAGUUCACAAUUGGGCAUGCAUGGACAUCAGACUUUGGCUGCUCAGAUAAGGAGGAACAGUUCCAUUGGCUAAUCAAGUACUCGCCCUUGCAUAAUGUCAGGAGGCCCUGGGACAAACCUUCUCAUAUGUUCAUUCAGUAUCCUUCCACGAUGUUAUUGACUGCUGACCAUGAUGACAGGGUUGUGCCACUGCACUCACUGAAGUUAUUGGCGACCAUGCAAUAUGUUCUGUGCUCAAGCUUGGAGAAAAGUCCUCAAACUAAUCCAAUUAUUGUUCGUAUCGAACGUAAGGCAGGACAUGGAGCUGGAAUGCCAACUCAAAAAAUGAUUGAUGAAGCUGCAGACAGGUACAGCUUCAUGGCAAAGAUGCUGGACGCAUUCUGGAUCGACUAGAUGAAGCUGAUGUUAAUAUGGGAAAGAAAAAAAGCCAUAUCUAAGCUGCAGAAUGACACUGCAUUGUGGGGAUAAUCUGCUCGAUUAUGAUCAAUAUAAGAUGCUUCGGCUUUGCCAGGGAAGAAACAGUGCUUGUUACAGAUUUCAGUGUGUUUUUCUCUCAUGAUCAUCCUGAGUGUCUUUAAUGUAAAUUAUGUAAUCACUAAAUUACACUACUAUGAACAUUUGUCUACCUAAACGCUUAUGUAUUAGCCAAUGGAACAUAUUUGCAUGUAAAAUGUUGAAUUUUCAAGAAAUCUGAGAUCUAUGUUGAUGA